Molecule: messenger RNA, 3595 nt
Organism: Desarmillaria tabescens
Lineage: Eukaryota; Fungi; Basidiomycota; Agaricomycetes; Agaricales; Physalacriaceae
Exons: 3
Coding region: 257-3385 (1042 amino acids)
Source: RefSeq, a predicted model, not a curated record
GGGUUGUUGGGUUCCUUCCCUCUUUCCCUCGUUCCACGAGGCAACCUUUCGCCUUUCACACCGCUCGCGCGUUCCUCCCUUCACUGGUGGUUGAGCCACGAGACGCGACGUUCUCCCUCUCAAAAAAAAAAGAGAAAAAUACUCACGAAAAAUUGUUCACGCGAAACUCUACGUCUACGCUACGCUUGUUUAACGUCUUUUUUGUCUUUUCGUUUCGCAUCCUGAUAUCCAUAUACUGACUUGUUCCUCCUUUCCGAUGCGACUCAUCUCACGACUAUUACGAAUCCACCCCCCAGAAAGCCCACCUCCGCCCCCCUCUCCUGGUGAUACCUCCCAAAACACCUCCCCACACCGCAUGGACUCGGAAGGAUACCCAGCCUGGCUUCCCCAGCGUCCCCCACCACCUGCUCCAGCAUCGACAGUGCGGUCUUCUACGAUGGACGUCACUUCCCCCACCCCUGAGCCCAUCCCAGGUCCGAGCUCGCAUCCUCCGUCGUCGUACCUAGGUGGGAGGAGGGCCACACCGCGGUCUGUGAGGAUCGUUAGUGAUUCCGUGUAUGGUUUGGAGGGGGAUAGGGAGAAGGAGAAGGAGAAGGAAAGACGUGUGCCAACCGAUCAUACACAAGGGAGUCACCCGCGUGUGUGGUCCCGUGCUACAGGUGCUGCGCUCUCCGCCUCACCCACAGUCUUCGACCCACCCGUUUCCCAGCCAAAAUUCCGCGUCCGCGGGCUCAAUAUCGAGUUACUCCUCAACCCCUCCCCUUUCGCUCGCGUGUACUUUUAUGUGUUUCGUGUAUUCAUCUUUGCGCAUCUUUUUUUGCAGACGUUCUUCGAUUUCAAUGCUGUGUUUAUUAUCAUUCAGGUAGCCAAAUUCCCUAACCCCGACAUCCCCGGCUCAGGAAAAAACUGGGCUUUGGGCGCCGCAGCCUACAUCUUCUGCUGGGCCCUCCAACUCCUCGGGGUCUUCCUCAUCUACGAGCUCCUCUACUCCUUCGUCCGGCGUUGGCGCGUCAAGCGCCCCUCCAUAUACCCCAUAUACCUCUCCUCCCCCGCCUUCAACUUUGUCUCCAUCCUCUCCUUUCGCAACUUUUGCUUCCUCCACUACCUCCGGUAUUCCGCCUUUCGGGGCCACGGGGGAAGCUUCCGGGAUGGGCUGGCAGAGACGUUCUGGUUCUAUGCGCAGAACCUUCCGACUGUUGUGCUCCUCCUGCCCAGGGCGGGGAUCUCUUUGGCGUUGUUACUGGAGUUUUGGGAGCCGCAGGUGGGGGAAGUCGUACUCGCGGAUGCAGGGAUUAAUAAUCGGGACGGGACGUUUUUUCGUGCGGGGGGAGCGUUGACGGAUUAUGCACGUGGGGUGCUUAUUGCGAACGCUGCUUGGACGGCGUGGCGGACGCUAGUACUGUUCUUUAGCUGGAUUGGCCUGUGGGUAGUGAGCGGCCACGGCUGUGCAGGAUUCUGCGGUCCCCGCGACAGAUGGGAAGAAGAAGACGCGGAAAAGACCAUCUCAGUAUACAGCGAGAGCCCCACACUCGCUGAUACACUCCCCUGGAGCUGGCGGGAGUGUACGAAAACGCGUAUCCAAGAAGCAUACGACUUUUGUCUCACCACCACGCGUCCUGCCUCUUCUUCUCGGAAGAAGGAACUGGGAGAUACCCCAGAGCCACUCGAGGGUAUGGAGCAGAUCAUGGCUGCUGUUGGGCUGGGGAGUACGGCGCCCCCGACAAGGAGGGGUGUGCUUACGGAUGAUUUCUUCAAGGGGCCGAAAGGGGAACCCUCACCGGAGAUUGUGGGAGAGCCUGAGGCGUCUACGUCGGGAGGAGGAGGAGGGCCGCUGAGGGAGCUGCCGUAUCCGUUCACGACCAAGACCGCGCAGGUAUCCUCGGAUGACGAAAAGGUGCCCUUCCCGCCUUCUCCGUCCCUGCCAAGUGAGGAGAAGGUCACUACGGAGAAAGACACUGCCGACGACGACGACGAUGAGGAAGGGGAAGAAGAGGAAGACAUCGCCCAAGCAGAACUAGGCAUCAUCGGCAGCAGCGACAGACGCUCCUCCGGACGCGCCUCAGGGUCAAUGUCCAGCUUAGGCCACCCCGUCUCCUCGCGGUACCCUUUCCAGUUCCGGAAACCCGCCACCACGCGGGGAACGAGUCUCUCCUCUGGUACACCGCCCCGGUCCGUCCAUUCGCAUAUCUCACAGUCGACGGGGAACGUCGAGUCCUCUUCCGAUUCGCAUUCUCCAAGGUCCCAUUAUAGUACUAGCUCGGAUGCUGCGAGCCCGAGGAGCUUGGCGAUCCCUAUGCCUAUGCCGCCGAGGCAUCCCAAUCGGAGUCGAGCAGGGACGGUCCCUUCUUCGUCUUCUGGCCCGUCUUCUCCUAGUAGUCCUGUCAGUUUCCCCAGGUCAGGACGCUCUAGAGCGAGGACACGAACGAGUAGCAGUAUCGGGGAACCUCAACCCGUGCCUUCGAGUUCAGAUCUGGAAGGGGGAGACGACGAUGAAGGAAUCGAAGAGGGUGACACGCUAGACCAGUCACUCCCUGAAGUAGCAGCAGAAAGCGAAGACGUCGUCGGUCUGCUGACACUCGAACCAUCCGGCUCAAACUCCCCUCGUAUACCUCUCCGCCCCUCAUCACACCGCAGCACCUCCACCUCACGCUCCAACUCCCAGAGCGGUGCGUCCUCCUCCUCGCGUUCGCGCGCAGGAUCUCUAUCCGCCGUGCGCUCCCGUACCCAGUCCCUAAUCCACAGCAUCAGCGUAACCAGUCUCGAACUCGUCCAAGGUGCCAUGCGUUCCCGCGCGGACUCGUCCAUGGCGCGGUUGGAAGAGGAUCCCAGUCCCACUCCCGGGCACUCGCGGUCAGGAAGCUCGACGGAUCCUAGUGGGAGCGGGAGUGGCGGGGAGAACUGGACGUUCGGACACCCGAUGGCGUGGCAGAGGCAGGAGAUGCGGGAGCACCGGCAACAGCAACAUGAGGAGGCGGAAGAGUAUGAGUAUGAGGAGGGACCGUAUGUUCGGGGACAACAGCCCUCGCCGGUUAUUGAGAGAGACUCGGAGAGCGAGUCCUCCCAUGACGAUCCUGUGCCUGUGCCUAUCGUGAUGCACGAAUCGAGGUCGGAGUUGUCUGUUGGUACGGAGCAGCCGUACAUGAGUGCUACGUCUCUAUCACCCCCCUCGGUAUUCACGCCUAGACCCCGAGAACGAGAAAGCGAGGGUGCGUUGACGUUGAGCAGCCACCCGGACAUCAGCACCGCCGCAGCGUCAUUCGUCACCGCCCCUGCCACCAUUGAGGGGUCCACGACGACCGAAGAGAGUAUUCGGUCGGUGUCCACUAUACAUCAUAUGGUUGACCGGCCCCAUCCGAGUGGGAUGGGUGGGUACGGGCCUUUGUAGAUUAGAUUCGAGGAUUCGGUUGACUUAUUUUCGUGUUGUUUGUUUAUUCCUAACAUUGACGACCCUUACUAUACAUUAAGCAUUCACCAUUCGUCCCCACCCCACCUACCUACGCAUUUACUUAUCUUGGAUAUCUUCCCUAUACUUUCGGUGGAACUACUAAUCAUCAUGGAAAUAAAAAUGUUAUCACGAUUCAAAGAAAGGUGGGUA